AUGAUCAUCUCAUCUGUUCAAACACUUGUAGGAUCAACAAUGCCUAGAAAGAAGUCAGCAACCAAGAAGGCUAAAGAGCAAGCUUUGAAGCAAUCAAACACCGAGACCGGCAGUUCACUUGUUGAUACGAAAGUCGUCGCACCAACGGCUCCUAAUGAUCAAACUCCAGAAUCCCACUCAGAAUCUACCACAUCAGAUGAAGAAGAGGAAGAUGAGUUUGGAGAUUUGAUUACUGAUGAAGUUGAACGAGGUAUCAAUAAAGUAUUGGAAAAAAUAAAAUCCGACCCAAAAUCACUACUUGAUCCAAAUUUGAAGUUUUUCAAGGACCCAGAAUCAGAUGACAUACUCGUGAAAAAGCAAGGAGAAAAGCCAAUGUUUUUGAAAGAUUAUCAUCGCCAGAACUUGAUCGAUGGAGCAUACAAAGAAUUCGAUGAGAAUGAAACCGUAGACGGUGUGAAAUCUUUUGCAACUGAACAAAAAGAGGAAAGGGACAAGUUAUUGAAUUAUAUUAACAAUGCCUUCGAUGAAGAGGACGAUGGUGAUGACAGAGAAGACGGAUUUUUGAAAAAAAAAGAAAAAGGGGAAGAAGUUGAAGAAAAUACCCAGAACUUGCCUGAUCCUGAGAAAGAUCAGAAUGCAUUCCUCUCAGCUUUCUUAGACCAAAAAGCAUGGAUACCUAAACAGGGCGAUAAAAUGAUUGAUCUUGAUCAAAUUGAUAGAAACGAUGAAGAGGAUUUUGAUAAUGCCGUGGAAGAUUUUGAAAAGGCUUACAAUUUUAGAUACGAAGAUGCUAAUUCGACUGAGAUAAUUUCAUAUGCAAGAAAUCAAGCUACAUUACGAAGGGGUAAGACCAAUUCUCGUAAAAGGGCUAGAGAAAAGGCACACGAGGAAAAGAAGAAAGUUGAAGAGCAUAAGGCUGAAUUGUUGAGAAAAAAGAAAACAGCAAAAUUGAACAAAGUUGUAGACCGUUUAGCAAAGAUCAAGGAGGCUGUUGGUAAUGAGGUGAGCGAUGAGGUUAUUCAAAAAGUAUUUGGUGACUCAUUAUUAAAUGAAGACUUUGACGAUGCGGAUUGGGACAAUAGAAUGGCGGAAAUAUUCAAUGAACAAUACUAUGGAGCUGAGAUUGAAAAGCCAACUUGGGACGACGACUUAAUGGAGGGUAUGGAUGAUGAGUCUGACGACGAUGAGGACGCUGACAAUAUGGACGUCGAAGAGGAGCCGCAGAAAAAGAAAGCAAAGAAGGAGAAAUUGAAAGAAAAGAGCUCAUUAAAGAAGGAGAAGGAGGCCUUGAGAACUAGGGCUCUAGAAAUUGUUGAUGCAAACACUCUCAAAAUACAGGAAGAAGUUGAAGAAGAGGAAGAACGAGGUCGCAAGAAAGACGCAGGUGAAAUAAAGUUCAAAUACAGAGAAGUUUCACCCGAGUCAUUUGGCUUAUCCACUAGAGAAAUUUUAUUAGCAGAUGACAAACAAUUAAACAGUUUUAUUGGGAUCAAAAAAUUUGCACCUUAUCGACCCAAGGAACUACGUCUCAAAGAUAAACGUAAAUAUACAAAGAAGAAGCAUCUACAAGAAUGGAGAAAAGAGACAUUCAAAAACCUAAAUAUACCAGAAGAUGCAAAAGAUGGUGAAAUUUGGAUCCCUGCAGAUGAUGCGGCUAAACAAAAAGGCACGAAGCGUAGUCACAAAUCUAAAUAG
Molecule: messenger RNA, 1695 nt
Organism: Lodderomyces orthopsilosis Co 90-125
Lineage: Eukaryota; Fungi; Ascomycota; Pichiomycetes; Serinales; Debaryomycetaceae
Exons: 1
Coding region: 1-1695 (564 amino acids)
Biological process (GO): endonucleolytic cleavage in ITS1 to separate SSU-rRNA from 5.8S rRNA and LSU-rRNA from tricistronic rRNA transcript (SSU-rRNA, 5.8S rRNA, LSU-rRNA)
Cellular component (GO): 90S preribosome; nucleolus
Source: RefSeq, a predicted model, not a curated record